Cetraspora pellucida is the source of this 268-nucleotide messenger RNA. Lineage: Eukaryota; Fungi; Glomeromycota; Glomeromycetes; Diversisporales; Gigasporaceae. The record is from the annotation of a GenBank genome assembly.
AAAAAGUGCACAAAACAGAAUACCAAUCAAAAACCCAACAAAGGAUAAUCCUUAUAUAGAAGAAGUAGAAAACCUCUUAAUGCAAGAAGAAACCCAAGAUAUAAAUAUAAAUAAAAUACGCUUACAAGAACAAAAAACAGAAGAAAAUAUAUCAGAUUAUGAUAUGAAUAGCAAAACAAAUACUGUUUACACAGAAAUUUCUAUCAAAAAUAAUCUUAAUAUAAUACAAAGACCAGUAAUUAAUAAUAUAGAUUUGGAAAAUACUUAA